This is a messenger RNA of Canis lupus familiaris (dog), 5514 nucleotides long. It is a transcript of the gene UBE3A, whose product is annotated as ubiquitin protein ligase E3A. Gene Ontology annotation, cellular component: cytosol. Gene Ontology annotation, molecular function: ubiquitin protein ligase activity. The coding region runs from base 806 to 3433 and encodes 875 amino acids. The transcript is spliced from 14 exons. NCBI's taxonomy places the organism in Eukaryota, Metazoa, Chordata, Mammalia, Carnivora, Canidae. Gene Ontology annotation, biological process: regulation of ubiquitin-dependent protein catabolic process; ubiquitin-dependent protein catabolic process; protein polyubiquitination. The record is from RefSeq and is a predicted model, not a curated record.
CAAGAUGGUGGCGCUGGGUUCGGGGUGACUGGCAGUAGACGACAGAGCCUGAAUCCCCUUCGCCGGAACCUCGACACACCGCCUUCCUCCCGCUCACGCACCCCGCUGCCACUUAGCCAUCCGCCGGCCUGCGCGCUCGCCUUCCGCCGCCGCCUCGGACUUGGGCUUCAUCUUGCGGACCCAACGCUUCGGGCAGCGGGCGGCGGCGCCUCCCUCGGCGCGUCUCGGGGUCGCGCUCGGAGCAGUCCGCAGCCCAGCCCCGGCUCGGCGGGCCCCGCAGCUCCCCAGCGCGGACAGGCGGCGGCUGGCGGCGAGCUCGGGUUCUCUUGCGGCCCCGGCGCCCCCUUUCCCGGCCUCCGUCUCCGGAGAAGGAAGCGCGGGUCCCGCAUGAGCCCCGGCGGUGGCGGCAGCGACAGGGAACGAGGCGGUGGCGGGCGGAGGCGGCGAGCGAAGGCUACUGCGACCAGUGAGGCAGCCGCGGCUGCGAGGGCCACGGCCCGGGCGCGGGGGCGACCGCAGGUUAAAAAUCUGUAAGAACCUGAUUUUAGAAUUCACCAGCUCCUCAGAAGUUUGGCGAAAUAUGAUUUGGCCUGGCUAUACAGUUUGAUAGGGAAAUAAUCAAGGGGAAGAACUACUUGCACAAAGAGUUCUCGAUCCUGGGUUAUUUCAGAUCUUUGCCAGAACUAUAUAGGAUUAGGAUGCUUGAGUUAUUAAACCUACGCUCAGAUCAAGUUAGCAGCUAAACUGGUGUGACAACCUGUUUUUAAUCAGUGACUCAAAGCUGUGAUCACCCUGAUGUCACCGAAUGGCCACAGCUUGUAAAAGAUCGCCAGGAGAACCUCAGUCUGACGACAUCGAAGCUAGCCGAAUGAAGCGAGCAGCUGCAAAGCAUCUAAUAGAACGCUACUACCACCAGUUAACUGAGGGCUGUGGAAAUGAGGCCUGCACGAAUGAGUUUUGUGCUUCCUGUCCAACUUUUCUUCGUAUGGAUAACAAUGCAGCAGCUAUUAAAGCCCUCGAGCUUUAUAAGAUUAAUGCAAAACUCUGUGAUCCUCAUCCCUCCAAGAAAGGAGCAAGUUCAGCUUACCUUGAAAACUCGAAAGGUGCCCCUAACAACUCCUGCUCUGACAUAAAAAUGAACAAGAAGGAAGGACAAGGAGCAAGAGAUGAUUUUAGAGAUGUGACUUACCUAACAGAAGAGACGGUGUAUGAAAUUCUUGAAUUAUGUAGAGAGAGAGAGGAUUAUUCCCCUUUAAUCCGUGUUAUUGGAAGAGUUUUUUCUAGUGCUGAGGCAUUGGUACAGAGCUUUCGGAAAGUCAAACAACACACCAAGGAAGAACUGAAAUCUCUUCAAGGAAAGGAUGAAGACAAGGAUGAAGAUGAAAAGGAAAAAGCUGCAUGUUCUGCUGCUAUGGAAGAAGAUUCAGAAGCAUCUUCUUCAAGGAUAAGUGAUAGUUCACAAGGAGAUAACAACUUACAAAAAAUAGGCCCUGAUGAUGUGUCUGUGGAUAUUGAGGCCAUUAGAAGGGUCUAUACCAGAUUACUCUCUAAUGAAAAAAUAGAAACUGCUUUUCUCAAUGCACUUGUGUAUUUGUCACCUAAUGUGGAAUGUGACUUGACGUAUCACAAUGUAUACUCUCGAGAUCCUAAUUAUCUGAAUUUAUUCAUUAUUGUAAUGGAGAAUAGAAAUCUACACAGUCCUGAAUAUCUGGAAAUGGCUUUGCCAUUGUUUUGCAAAGCAAUGAGUAAGCUACCCCUUGCAGCCCAAGGAAAAUUGGUUAGACUGUGGUCUAAAUACAGUGCAGACCAAAUUCGUAGAAUGAUGGAAACAUUUCAGCAACUUAUUACUUACAAAGUCAUAAGCAAUGAAUUUAACAGUCGGAAUCUAGUGAAUGAUGAUGAUGCUAUUGUUGCUGCUUCAAAGUGCUUGAAAAUGGUUUACUAUGCAAAUGUAGUGGGUGGGGAAGUGGACACAAAUCACAAUGAAGAAGAUGAUGAAGAGCCCAUCCCUGAAUCCAGUGAAUUGACACUUCAGGAGCUUUUGGGAGAGGAAAGAAGAAAUAAGAAAGGUCCUCGAGUGGACCCAUUGGAAACUGAACUUGGUGUUAAAACUCUGGAUUGUCGAAAACCACUUAUCCCUUUUGAAGAGUUUAUUAAUGAACCACUGAAUGAUGUUCUAGAAAUGGAUAAAGAUUAUACUUUUUUCAAAGUAGAAACAGAGAACAAAUUCUCUUUCAUGACAUGUCCCUUUAUAUUGAAUGCUGUCACAAAGAAUUUGGGAUUAUAUUAUGACAAUAGAAUUCGCAUGUACAGUGAACGAAGAAUCACUGUUCUCUACAGCUUAGUUCAAGGACAGCAGUUGAAUCCAUAUUUGAGACUCAAAGUCAGACGUGACCAUAUCAUAGAUGAUGCACUUGUCCGGCUAGAGAUGAUCGCUAUGGAAAAUCCUGCAGACUUGAAGAAACAGUUGUAUGUGGAAUUUGAAGGAGAACAAGGAGUUGAUGAGGGAGGUGUUUCCAAAGAAUUUUUUCAGCUGGUUGUGGAGGAAAUCUUCAAUCCAGAUAUUGGUAUGUUCACAUAUGAUGAAUCUACAAAAUUAUUUUGGUUUAAUCCAUCCUCUUUUGAAACUGAGGGUCAGUUCACUCUGAUUGGCAUAGUGCUGGGUCUGGCUAUUUACAAUAACUGUAUACUGGAUGUACAUUUUCCCAUGGUUGUCUACAGGAAGCUAAUGGGGAAAAAAGGAACUUUUCGUGACCUAGGAGACUCUCACCCUGUCCUCUAUCAGAGUUUAAAAGAUUUAUUGGAAUAUGAAGGGAAUGUGGAAGAUGACAUGAUGAUCACUUUCCAGAUAUCUCAGACAGACCUCUUUGGUAAUCCCAUGAUGUAUGAUUUAAAGGAAAAUGGUGAUAAAAUUCCAAUUACAAAUGAAAAUAGGAAGGAAUUUGUCAAUCUCUAUUCUGACUACAUUCUCAAUAAAUCAGUAGAAAAACAGUUCAAAGCUUUUCGGAGAGGUUUUCAUAUGGUGACCAACGAAUCUCCUUUAAAGUAUUUAUUCAGACCAGAGGAAAUUGAAUUGCUUAUAUGUGGAAGCCGGAAUCUAGAUUUCCAAGCACUAGAAGAAACUACAGAAUAUGACGGUGGCUAUACCAGGGACUCUGUUCUGAUUAGAGAGUUCUGGGAAAUCGUUCAUUCAUUUACAGAUGAGCAGAAAAGACUCUUCUUGCAGUUUACAACAGGCACAGACAGAGCACCUGUGGGCGGACUAGGAAAAUUAAAGAUGAUUAUAGCCAAAAAUGGCCCAGACACAGAAAGGUUACCUACAUCUCAUACUUGCUUUAAUGUCCUUUUACUGCCGGAAUAUUCAAGCAAAGAAAAACUUAAAGAAAGAUUGUUGAAGGCCAUCACUUACGCCAAAGGAUUUGGCAUGCUGUAAAAAAAAAAAAAAAAAAAAAAAAAAGAAAGAAAAGAAAAGAAAAAGAAAAAGAAAAAAAAGGAAAAAGAAAUUUAAAAUUUUAAUAAAUAUAAUGAGGGAUAAAAUUGGUGGUGAUAGUGUCCCAGUACAAACAGGCUGUAAGAUAGUGAACCACAGUAGUCACCUAUGUCUGUGCCUCCCUUCUUUAUUGGGGAUAUGUGGGCUGGAACAGCAGAUUUCAGCUACUUAUAUGAACAAAUCCUUUAUUAUUAUUAUUUUUUUUUUUUUUUGCGUGAAAGUGUUACUUAUUCUUUCACUUGUAUGUACAGAGAGGUUUUUCUGAAUAUUUAUUUUAAGGGUUAAAUCACUUUUGCUUGUGUUUAUUACUGCUUGAAGUUGAGCCUUUUUGAGUAUUUAAAAAAUAUAUACCAACAAAACUACUCUCCCAAGGAAAAUAUUGCCACCAUUUGUAGACUGUGUAACCUUCAAGUAUGUGCUACUUUCGUCCCUGUAUCUAACUCCAAUCAGGAACUGUGUUUUGUUUUUUUUUUGUUUUUGUUUUUUGUUUUUGUUUUUUUUUUUUGUUUUUUUUUAAACAAUUUGCUUUGAAACUUGAAGUCUUGAAAACAGUGUGAUGCAAUUGCUGCUGUUCUAGUCCCCAAAGAGUUUUCUGUGCAAAAUCUUGAAAUCAAUAAAGAUGGAAGGGAGAACUUGAAAUGUUUUAACUGCAGCCCUCAGAACUUUACUUUUAGUGACAGCACAACAAAUUAAAAACAACUCAUGCCACAGUAUGUCGUCUUCAUGUGUCUUGCAAUGAACUGUUCCAGUAGCCAAUCCUUUUUCUAGUAUAUGAAAGGACAGGGAUUAUUUUGUUGUUGUUGUUGUUGUUGUUGUUGUUGUUUUAAGUUUACUGGGGAAAAGUGCAUUUGGCCAAAAGAAAUGGUAAUCACGCCUGUUGCAAGAAAGCUAGGAAGUUUGUUGUUUAUUAUAAACACAAAGCAUGUGAAAGUGCACUUAACAUAAAUUUUUUAUUAAUUACUUAUUACCUGCAUUUUAAAUAGACAAUCCAAAGUCUUCCCUUCAUGUUGCCAUCAUCUUGUCUAAUCAGCCAUUUUAUCAAGGCACAUGAUCAGUGUUGCAACAUAAUGGAAAGGAUGGCUAUUGUGCCUUGUUAUUUAAUCAUACAUUAAACAGACCUGGAAGUGAAUGGAACUAUUACUCUUAAGUCCUACUUACAUUGUAUAUCCCCAAAGAUUAAGUUUUACUUCAAAAAGUAAGUGUUAAAUAUUACUUUCAUGUACUAUGGAAAAGUACAAAUAGGUUUAAAUUACUGGGCGUUCAGAAGUACGUAGUUUCCCCUUUCUAGUCUUCUGUGUCUGUGAUGUUAAUUUCUUUUAUUGCAAUAUAAAAUAAAAGGAUUAUGUAUUUUUAACUAAGGAGAGACAUAUGGAUAUAUCCUUUUACUACAAGCUACAUACAGCUGAUGAGCUGAGCUUGUGCUUUGAUGAUUGUUUUAACAGACUACGAUAGAUCAGCCUGAUGAUUUGUGAAAUUGGCAGGAAAAAUACAGCUUUUCAAAUCAGUGGAGGGGAAAAUGGAUGUCUUUCAGGAUUAUUUUAAUUAUUUUAGUAAUUGAGACAGAUCUGUUAUGUACCAUAAUGCUAAAUAAAACAGUGACAUUUUUCAUCAUAAUUUAGUGGAAAAAGAAAACAGUGCUUUCCAUCUUGUGAUAAGGUAACCUUUUUUUGUUGUUGUUUUUUCUGGGCCAGCCUUUAGAAACACUGUUAAGGUAUGUACACUACCUUGAUGCAAGGGACUCUCAUGAUACUACAGUCAUCUUAAAGAGUGUCUCAUCCAUGUGCUUGUGUAUAAUGAAAGGAGAGAAAUCAAAUACUCUGGGGGCAUUUUAUAUAAUAAAUUCGUGAAGAAAUGUGUGCUCUUCAGUUCUCAAGUUCUAUUAUCACAGUAUUGAAGUUCUAUAAUUGUAUUAACAUAUCUGUAUGAAGUUUGUGAAUGGUAAUUGAGUAUAGGUUAUCAGAUAUAGAAUUCACAUCAAAUAGACUUUUAACAAACAGUUCAAAAUAAACCUACCCUUAAAAAUA